Helianthus annuus (common sunflower) is the source of this 1812-nucleotide messenger RNA. RefSeq names its product protein BIG GRAIN 1-like A. Gene Ontology annotation, biological process: auxin-activated signaling pathway. The record is from RefSeq and is a predicted model, not a curated record. The transcript has a single exon. Bases 429 to 1649 code for a protein of 406 amino acids. Lineage: Eukaryota; Viridiplantae; Streptophyta; Magnoliopsida; Asterales; Asteraceae.
CAUAAUUAUAUAUUUAUACUCUGCACCUAGAGGAAGACAAAGGCAUCAGCAUCUCAUUACAACGUCCUCCUCCCCUCUCUUUAUAAAAAGGCAGCAUAAGUUGGAGAGAACAAUCACCACCAGUACCAACCACCACCUCCCUCUCUCUCUCUCAUCAUCAUCAACAAACCCAUGUUUUCCACUUCACACCUGUGGCUUCUCUAAACCCCAAAUCAUUCACUCCUUCCCACUGUGUUCCCAAAUCUCCAUUUUCACUCAUUGUAACUAGACAAGCAAUCCACCCCUUACCUUUUUCUUACCUUUUGUUCAAAAUGUGUUCCCAUUUCCUUUUUCCUUAGCUAUCUAUCUAUCUAUUCAACCAAUUUCACUUCAUUCAAUUCGCAUCGAUCCAAAGCCAUCCGGCUAGGAUUUGUUUCUUCAAAAAAAUCAUGUACAGACCAGCCAGAGAGAAUCCGUCUUUUUCGUCCUCUCUGCUCGAUGAGAUCUAUCGCUCAAUUGAUGAACGAGCAGACCACGAAUCGAUAGGUUAUAGAGAAACUACUAGAGAAAAACAUAGUAGUUUCUUCACUAAUGACUAUUUUCAACAUGAUCGUGAUGUUAAACGACAGUAUCACUCCGGUCAUGGACGAGAGGUACGAGAUUGCCUGAUCGAGAAUUGGAUGGGGAAGGAAGUAAGAUCUGUUGUCGAUUUCAAACGGAGCUCUCAUCGAAGCGGAAAUUCAAGUUCCAGCUCGUCAGAUUCAAGCAGUGGCGGCGGUUUUUCAUCGUCUGAAACCGAAUCGGUUUACUGCGUCUCGUCCAGACCUAAACCGAUCCGCACAAGCUCAAACCGACACCAUGAAUACACAACGAGUGCAAAACACACGAACAUGUAUCAACAACAACGGUACCAAUUCGAACAACAACAUGACUCACAAACGAAACAGAAACACGAAAGCAAGCUCGUGAUGAAGACAAAAUCACGAGCAAUGAAGAUCUACGGAGACUUAAAGAAGGCGAAGCAACCGAUAUCUCCAGGAGGUAAGUUAGCAACAUUUUUAAACUCGAUUUUCACUACAACCAACACGAAGAACACGAAGAUCUCAACCGGAUGUUACGACGACAGCACACAAUCAAAAUCCGCAAGCGGAUCAACAUGUUCAUCAGCAUCUUCGUUCUCACGUUCGUGCUUGAGCAAAACUCCGUCGUCUAGAGGUAAACAAAGCAACAACAAAAAGAGAUCAGUGAGAUUCUAUCCUGUGAGUGUAAUCGUAGGCGAUGAUUCUCAACCGUGUGGACACAAAUCUCUGUACGGAGACGAAUCGAAUACACAUGCAAUCAAAGUCGUAAAAAAUGAAGAACCUAGGGUUUAUACGAACGAGAAAACUCGUCGUAUUGAAGAAGCUGCGAGGAAUUUGUUGAGGAAUUACCAGAAGAAAGUAGAAUGCGAGUUUGAUUUGAUUACAAAAACUGUAAAAGCUGAAAAUGAAACUGACCUGAAUUACGAAGACGAUGAAGAUGAUGAUGUCGGUAGCAACGCAAGCUCCGAUCUGUUCGAACUGGAGAAUUUUUCUGCAAUUGGAAUGGAGAAUUACGGAGAUGAAUUGCCGGUUUAUGAAACAACUGUUUUGGAUACAAGUUUAGCACUCGGUAAUGGCUUCCGCAUGUAAUUGAACAAAAUAAAAAAUAAAAAAAUAGGUUAUUGUUAGUUAUUUGGUAUUUUGGUGUGGGUUUUUUUUUUUUGGUGAGUAUAAAUUAGAAGUAAAAGAAUUUUAUGUUUUUUUUUUGUUUGUUUUGUAAUUGCGUUGGAUUAAGUAUUUUAAUUUUUUUUCA